AGAGCUUUUAGGUUUGUACACCUGUUCCAACUAAUCUACAUUAUUUCAUCCUAACUUUGGAUACACAUUCGUUUGAUUCUCAUCCUGCAAGUCAAGAUGCCUUCCACUAAGAAGGCCCUAGCCUGGGCUCUCUCCUUUGCACCUUCUGCUUUCUCCGCCGCACUACCCUUCAAGCGCGCCAUCUCCUCCGUGGUUUCGGGAUCUCCUGUUGGCUUCGCGAGUGGCGCGACAGGUGGCGGCGAUGCAACACCCGUGUAUCCCACUACCAUCGCCGAUCUCAAGAAGUACCUUACCUCGAAGAACCCCCAGGUGAUUGUCAUCGAUGGCCAGUACGACUUCGCCGGAUCCGAGGGUACGCAGAAGGAGCAGGCUUGCAACAUUUACUCGUGUACUCCUGAGAAUGGCGGUCAGGGCAUGCUCAACACGCUCAAUGGGUGCACAACCGCGACGUAUAACGUCGAAAUCGACACCGCAGCGUACCAGGGUAUUCAGGUGCAGUCGCACAAGACGCUCGUGGGCAAGAACGGCGCGACGCUCAACGGUAAGGGCCUCCGCCUCGUCUCCGUCUCCAACAUCAUAAUUCAGAACCUGAAGAUCACCAACUUGAACCCGAAAUACGUCUGGGGCGGCGACGCCAUCUCGCUGUCUAACACCUCCGACAUCUGGAUCGACCACGUCGAGACCAGCCUCACGGGCCGCCAGCACUACUCCUUCGGUCAGGAACCAAACCACUAUGUCACUAUUUCCAACAGCUUCGUCAACGGUGAGACGAAGUACUCUGCCAGCUGCGACAGCCACACGUACUGGGGCGAGGAAAUGGUCGGGAAAGACGACAGUAUCACGUGGUACAGGAACCAUGUGUAUAUGACGAGCGGGCGGAGUCCCGCGAUGAGUGGCGGGACGCUGUUACAUGCGGUCAACAAUGUGUUUGAGGAUAACACAGGGCAUCUUAUUGAGGGUGGGGAGGCGGGCGCGCGGGGGAUUUUCGAGGGUAAUGUGUUCAAGAAUGUCAAAACGACGCUUGACAGCGGGUUCAAGGGGCAGUUGUUUGGUGCGACGGCUAGCAAUGCAGGGCAGUGCCAGACUGCGCUGGGGAGGAAGUGUGAGGCAAAUGAGUUUAGCAGUGCGCCUGAGCUGAACAGGGCUGAUACAGGGUUCUUCAAGAACUUCAAUGGGUUCUUCAUUGUCGGGGCUGCGUCCGCGCAGAGUAUCCAAGAUGAGGUGCCGAAGCGUGCGGGGGCGACAUUGUAGGUGGGUGAUAGGGCCGUUUCGUUUCUCUUGUAUCCUUUAUAGACCUACCUUCACAUACUAGGCCAGGAUGCCUAGCGAAUUUCAAUCAUAGCACGAUG
This is a messenger RNA of Paraphaeosphaeria sporulosa, 1349 nucleotides long. RefSeq names its product pectin lyase-like protein. The transcript has 2 exons. Lineage: Eukaryota; Fungi; Ascomycota; Dothideomycetes; Pleosporales; Didymosphaeriaceae. The coding region runs from base 97 to 1251 and encodes 384 amino acids. The record is from RefSeq and is a predicted model, not a curated record. Gene Ontology annotation, molecular function: pectate lyase activity.